AUGUCAUCCUCGAGCCACCAGGCGAUGUCUCGCCAUCGCAAUACGUCCAUCAGCUCAGCUGGCAGGUCGUCGAGGAAGGGAAAGGUAGUAGCGGAAGCUAAAGACUUUACCUCGCCCACAUCAUUGAUGAAAUACUUUGAGCCUACCGCGGCCACUGCUUCAAUGCUACUAUAUGGCCAGGGAAACUCGGUAGUUGUUGCGCAUCAUGACAGUCUAACGAUAGAACGGCGAUUCUCGCGCCAUUCAUCGGAAGUGCAGUUACUGGCUGUUGAUACGCAAAGCGAGAUAGGGGCUGGCCGGUUGGUAGUCAGUUACGACGUCGACAUGACUGCUAUUGUAUGGGACUUGAUGACCGGUGAUGAAGUCGCCCGUUUCGCAUCUUAUGAAAAUCUUACAUGCGCAGCUUGGAUGCGCAAUGGAAAUGUCGCCUUUGGCAACUCUCAAGGGAACAUUAUACUAUUCGAGCCUACAACCUCGGAGCACAUUUCCGCAAGGACAAUAGACCAAAUAACUGUGACGGCUAUUGCUCCAGCAGCGGACUGCCGGACAUUUGCUAUCGGGUAUCAGAAUGGGUCUCUACUAGUUGCAACCUUGCAACCUAGGUUUACGAUUCUUCACAAUCUGAGUACAUCUCGUGCUCCUUCUCCGAUUGUCAACCUGUCAUGGCAUGCCUCAUCUGCACGCCAAAAGUCGGAUAUGCUGGCGGUGCAGACCAACGACGGUGAUCUGAGAGUCUGGAGUGUGGCAAAGUCUCACAACAGUGACGAUCCCGCCAAGGUAGUGAGAAUUUUAAAGCGGACUGAUAACUAUCAGAACGGACCCAAUUGGAUGGGAUGGUCAAAGAACGGCCGCAUUAUUCAGUACUCGGAUGGCGAGACUCUGUCAUGGGAUGUUAGGACAAAGCACGUCACUUAUGACAGCAUACCGACACUCGAGCAUGUACGAGGUCUUGCUGUCUAUGGCCCUGGCGCAAGCCUGUUCACCUUGGGCGCCAACAACACGGUGCAGCAGUUUGACCUUAACACUCCUUCGAUGAUGGUGGCCAAUGUGCAGCAUCCAGCCAAUCUUUUGCCACCUUCUCCUCCAGUGUCUAUCGAGGAGCAGUCCGAACAGGGUGUUGUCGUCAUAGCUACCGACUCGGACUCGGUCUCUAUUCCAAUCAACUCCGAAGUGUCCGAGAGCGACGAGGAUCACAUGUCACCAUUGGCUCGCAUCGCAAGGGGGGCGGAUAUCGCCAAUGACUCCUUCGAACAGGACAGGUACAUGUCGGCAAGCCCUGCAUCCACGAGAAGUCGGACAUCGACUAUGUCGAAGUCCUCUGCAGGUUCUAGUACCCGUGGACGACAAGCCCCUUCAGUCCUCUCACGUGGUAUGACCGAGAAUACCUACAUCUCGGCUGGCUCUUCUCAGAUGUCCUCAGCCGCACCGCCUUAUGGGGAUAGAGAUGCUUACUCCAUUAGCAGUGUUAGCUCUGCAUCAAUUACCUCGUCCUCGCGUGCAUCUCGCCAUCGCCCCUCGCGCUUGAGAAACGAGAUGAUGAGUAUCAUCUUUGGUUGGACCAAGGAUAUGCAGGACUUGGUGCGUGAUGAGAUGUCUCGUCACCCUAAUGGUUCUGCUAGUCGCAUCCUCCUCGCCCGGUGGCUCGGUGAUAUCGACUCGGACAUCAUGACAGCUUCUUCGGAAAACAUGACCUCGUCGGACUGGAUGCUACUCGCUCUCAGUGGAAUUGGAGGGCAAGCAUCGCAACACAAACUCGGCCGUGCUUACAUCCAACGUCUCCUGGAGAGUGGUGACCUACACGCAGCGGCUACCAUUAUGAUCGGCAUGGGCGACUACAACGACGCCAUUGAAAUUUACGUUUCCCACAAGCGAUAUAUGGAGGCAUUGAUUCUGCUUUGCCUUUUCUUCCCCAACGUGUGGGAGCGACAAGCCCAGAUCAUCAAGAAAUGGGGCGAAUUCGCUGUUCAGCACGGCCAGCAGCAACUGGCGAUUCGAUGCUUUGCUUGCACAGGCCAGGAGUCCACGGAGCCUUGGACGUCUCCAUCUGCAGCUCAAGUAACUUUCCAAAGCCUGAAUGCCAGCAUUCCGGAAGUCCUCAGCCCACCGCUAUCGCCCCCUGGUGUAACACGCGGCCCGCAACGGAGCAUUGCAAAAACUUCGGCGUUGAAGCUCAUCACAUCCUUUGGAGAUCAAGGCGCCAAGUCAAAGUUCUUUGCUGCCGGUGAUGGUGGCAAGACACCCAUCGCCGCUGGCGUUACUCCAAUCGCCGAGUCUGCCGUUUCCCCCGGCGGCCAUGAUCCUACCACUGCGUUCCUCAAGCCGUCCUCCAGAAGUGCCUUCAACACCCCUGCCUCGGCCCGUGCUACUACGCCGGGUGGGUUCGGACGCCCGAGACUCCCAUCAAUCGGCGAGGCGCGCGCUGAGGUGCCUUCACCACAGGUUCUCGAAUCUCGACCUCGUCGAACACAUCAUUCGCGAAAGUCUUCUUACGAGGAUCAACUCGAGACUGGUCUAGCUCUCGCAAGAGCUGCCACUGCAAGCCCCAUGAUGAUGAGAGAAAAUCACCGGAAGAAGGAGCCUCCGCCUCCAUCCCCUUCUCCCGAGUCCUUUGCAACGCUCAUGUCUACAGGCCGUACUAGUAGAAAUGGUGCCCGUGAUCGUGUGCCGGACGGUAUCGAUAUGAAGCUUCAAUCCAUUGAUGCUGCCGUCACCGGGGAUGUUACCUCUCCUGAACAAUCUGUUGCCUCUUCAACUCGGUUCCAUUGGCCUUCGCGGAGAAGAGGACCGGGUUCCGUCGCAAGCUCUGUCACGUCAAAUUCGAGCGCUGGCCGAAGCUACAGAGCAGCUCAGCCGGGAGGCCGAAGUUUGAAUGACUAUAUUCACAGCUUAGAGGCUGCUCAGCGUCUGCCAAAGAAGCAGCGCAGCCGUGAGAGCAGUCGCCAGCGCCAAGGUGACCGAGCCACACGCAGCCGGGAAAGCAGCAGAAAUCGGAAGGACCACACUCGCGAAAGCUCAAGCGACCGCGGCCGCGGAGUCACCAGACACUACACUCCCAAGCCUGCGAAGCGCUCCCCGACCUCUCCUAUUCCCAUGUCUCCCGAGGACCUCCUGAAUCUGAGUACACCGAGAGUGAACGAGGCGACCGUAAGUAACGAGUCGGUCAUCCCUUUUCACCUUGAUGGCAGUGAGCCUUCAACCGUGCGCAAGUCCAGCCAGAUUAGGGUCUCAAGCAGGGCAUCUAGUCGAGGUCGACGGAGGAGCCCGGAGAGACGGCCACCAGCUCUCGAUCUUCGCGGCAGAAGCAAGAGCCGCGGGGAUGGCUCUGUCACUCGCUCACCAUCGUCUCCCCUGCCCAUGUCGAGUCAAGCCGCCCAAUUCUAUGGCGGUUCCGAUGAUGAGGACGAUUACAGAGCAGCCCUUGAAGCUCAGGAACAGUUCCGAGCCAAGCACAACCGCAGCCGUGGCAUGAAGGAGCCUGCCUCCCCAGCUGUAUCACGAGCUCGCGAGGGUUCUGAGACUCGUCGUAGGCGUACAAAGACUCCCGUGGAAUCUGACGCACAAGUUCCUGUCUUGAGCACGCUUCAGUUUUCAUCUGGCCCUGUGCCACGUGGCGACUUGAAGCAGAUCCUAAACGAGAGACAGCUCAAGAAGGAAGCCGCCGCUCGCGAGCUGGAAGAGCGCCGCAAAUCAUUGGCACGGAGACCUUCUGCUCCUCCCAUCCCUCAUCCUGAUGAGUUGUCACCAAUAAUCUCUCGUCCCCCGACUGCUUUUGAGCUUCCACAAACAACCUUCUCGGCUGCAGAUAUCCCUCAAAGGAGCCAGACAGCGGACUUCACCAGGAGUUCCUCAUAUGCUCGAACUGGGAACAGGCCCGUGAUUGGUCUUCCAGCAACACCCAAGGCGAUGCGCCUCCAGUUCGAGAAUAGUGGCUCAAGCAUGCCUACUGUACCACCAAUCCCUGUGGCCUAUGUCAAGUCUUCGCCGUCUUCAUCUGGCCAGCCGUCACCAGAUAAGCUCCCAAACAGCUCUCCCGAGAAGUCUCCCAAAUCCCCGGAACAGGGGGAGUCACUCUUGACUCUGCUUCCCUCCACGGUGUAUUCUCCGCCAACUCGUCCCAACAUCCCGAGAUGCAUGUCGGCACCGAUCCCCGAGGAGCCGGUCGCACAGGGUGGUCUCCCCUCGCAUCCUUCCCAGCAGUCCAGCCGGCACGGAAGAAGGAGCUCCGCCUCGCGGAAGAUGAGCGUACCCGAUGCCCAGGUUCCCAACAGGGGCAUUGACGAGGUGCUUGGAGGCUCGCGGCACUCACGUCAAAGUUCACGAAGCGACCAGAUCCCUCCUCCUCCGCCACCUCCACCUCCAGUCCUGAGGGAGCUCCAGCACUUGGCCACACCACCUCCGCCACCGCCGGCCCCUUUACCCGGAUCCAGACCGCAAAUGUUUGGUGGCGGUUCGGGAACUAUUGAGAUUGUCAUGGAUGACGACGACCAGGUGGUACCUACUGCGGCGCCCAUCAGCGAGGCUACGGUUCCGAUAAUUGCACCGCCUGCACCACCGCAGCAUGCCCGAAGCAGCAGCCACGCUCGUGGCCGUAGCAUCUCCGACAAGGACAACAGCAUCGCAAGCCGCAUCAGCCGCGCCACCGAGCGUAUGCGCUCUGCCAGCCGAGGCCGCAGCAACUCCAUUCUCGGCAGCCGCACCAAGUCCCCCGAGCAAACGUCGCCGUACGAGAGUGUCCUCCCACCCGUGAGCUACACUGCCCCUCAGGCAGUCUCAUCCCCACAGAUGGUUGAGAGACACCCCCGUGAAGUACGAGCUGCAUACCAAGCACAACAACAGCAGCAGAGUUAUGGCACCGGCCUACUUGAAAACGAGAUGUUCUAG
Neoarthrinium moseri is the source of this 4881-nucleotide messenger RNA. RefSeq lists its product as uncharacterized. Gene Ontology annotation, cellular component: nucleus. Bases 1 to 4881 code for a protein of 1626 amino acids. The record is from RefSeq and is a predicted model, not a curated record. Gene Ontology annotation, molecular function: transcription factor binding. Lineage: Eukaryota; Fungi; Ascomycota; Sordariomycetes; Amphisphaeriales; Apiosporaceae. The transcript is spliced from 7 exons. Gene Ontology annotation, biological process: positive regulation of transcription by RNA polymerase II.